Molecule: messenger RNA, 1727 nt
Organism: Oryza sativa Japonica Group (Japanese rice)
Lineage: Eukaryota; Viridiplantae; Streptophyta; Magnoliopsida; Poales; Poaceae
Source: RefSeq, a predicted model, not a curated record
GCAAGCCAAAAUUUGAGGGAUUUUUAUCUCUCUCUGUUUUCUUUUUUUUAAUUUAAAUCAUCAUUCCGUUCCCCCCAUCUCCGCGUCCCACGGUUUCGUAUUCGCGAAAAAAUCUUACCCGCCAGCGAGCGCGCGGCCGUGGCGGCGAUCGCAUUGGCGGCGACGCGGCGAGCUCCAAUCCCCUCCUAUGGCGGAGGGGGAGGGCUCCUCUUCCAGGAGGUGGGCGUUGGGCGAUCCGGAUGUCGUCGAGGUGUCGCCGGAGGCGGCGGCGGCGGCGCGUUGGAGCUCCGCGCGCCUGAAGCGGAAGCGCACGACUGUUGCUCACGAAAUAAUUGAUCUCGACGCCAAUGAUGAUCCUGAUGGAGUUAUGAUAAUUUGUGAGAAGGCGUCGAGUCACAAGAGUAAUCAUUCUGUUAGUCAUCCUUCGGAUUGGCCAAAGCAUCCAAAGAGUGGCUUGGCUGAGGAUGUUCCUGGUCCAAGCCAUCAACCUGGCACGAGCACAGUUCUACCAUGGGGAUGCACAACUCCUGGGAGACCACGGAAGCAUAAGGAAAUUAAAACCGUGGAUAAUAAAAUUGAUGAGAAGUAUAAGGCAUUUAAGCAGUUUGAUACUGUUACCGACCACAGUGAUCACUAUUAUUCAAUGUCAGGCAAAGGGAAUGUUCCUGAAGUCAAGAAGCCAUCCAAGGACUGGGUGAGGCGGAUUCAACAUGAAUGGAAAGUUCUGGAGAAAGAUUUGCCAGGUACAAUUUUUGUACGAGUUUAUGAGGAUAGGAUGGAACUACUUAGGGCUGUCAUUGUUGGACCGGCAGGCACUCCUUACCAUGAUGGACUUUUCUUUUUCGAUGUAUAUUUCCCUUCCCAGUAUCCCAAGAAACCUCCACUAGUGAACUACCGCUCGGGAGGGUUGCGGCUUAAUCCAAAUCUCUAUGAUAGCGGGAAAGUCUGUCUUAGCCUAUUGAACACUUGGUCUGGGCAUGGGUGUGAGAAGUGGAACCCAUCCAAUUCAACCAUGCUGCAGGUCCUAGUCUCCAUUCAGGCCUUGGUGUUGAAUGCGAAACCUUAUUUUAAUGAACCUGGUUAUGCAGCUUCUGCUAACACACCCCAGGGGGAGAAAAUGUCCAUGGCUUAUAAUGAAUCGACAUUUCUCCUAUCCUGCAGAACAAUGCUGUAUUCUCUUCGGAAUCCACCGAAGCAUUUUGAAGACUUCGCAAGGGUUCAUUUUUGCAAGUACGGGCGCAAUAUCCUCGUAGGAUGCAAGGCCUACAUGAAUGGUGCCCAAGUUGGAUGCCUUGCAGGAAACGGAGUGCAGGAUGUUGAUGAAGGCGACAAAAGCUGCUCAGCGAACUUCAAAGGCUCCUUGAAGACGUUAUUUGAUGAACUCAUCAAGGAAUUUACCCGGAUAGGAGUUCAUUGCCAUGAAUUCCAGCCUCAGAGGGUGAAUCCUGGGUCUACCAGAGCCAAGGCGGACACCACAUUGAGGCUAUGAUAAUAGUAACGAUAGGUGGUCAACAUGAGGUUGACAAUUUUUUUUUUGUUUCUUGGGGAUCAGAGAUAUAGUUGUUGGUGCUAUCCUCAGAAAUCAGGAGGAUAGGAGGGCAAAAGGCCUGCAUCAGAUCAUGUCCAAUUAUCUAAACCAUCAUGCGGUUAGUUGGUUUUUGUGUAUAUCCCUGUUAAACAUGUGGGUUCUAUUCAUCUAAGAACAGUAGUUUACCACAUUCAUCAAA